Messenger RNA from Funneliformis geosporum, 364 nucleotides. The record is from the annotation of a GenBank genome assembly. Lineage: Eukaryota; Fungi; Glomeromycota; Glomeromycetes; Glomerales; Glomeraceae.
GACUCCAACACAACCAGAAUACUCUCCAACACCAUCUCAACCAAUUCUAGGAUUACGUAAUUAUGAUGAUUUAAAAAAUUUUGGAUUGAAAACUUAUGAUGAUGAUAUUGACGUUAAUAAUGAAGCUUUAAUUCCGCCAUCUAUUCAUCUUAGUUGGAAUAAUUACAAUUCAGGUGUUAGUUGUCCUGAUCAGGAUAAUCUUAGACAAGCUCAAACGAUCUCCCCUAGAAUUAGUUCUUUAAAUCCAGAGGAAGCGAGACCUCAAUAUCCAAAUGUAACGAUACUUCAAUGCCUCCCCCCUUCCCCCCAAAAAAAUACAUGGAAGGAAAUGGUAAAAGUGGAAAAAUUACUACAGAUGAAAUAA